Molecule: messenger RNA, 867 nt
Organism: Saccostrea cuccullata (small rock oyster)
Lineage: Eukaryota; Metazoa; Mollusca; Bivalvia; Ostreida; Ostreidae
Exons: 2
Coding region: 1-867 (288 amino acids)
Biological process (GO): proteasome-mediated ubiquitin-dependent protein catabolic process; protein polyubiquitination; negative regulation of translation
Molecular function (GO): ubiquitin protein ligase activity; translation repressor activity
Source: RefSeq, a predicted model, not a curated record
AUGAAAAACACACAGUUACAAACUUUACAGAAAAAUCUGGAGGAAAUAAACAAGAACAUUUCUGACAUCAGAGAUGAAAUCAAUUUGGCUGAAAUGGUUAUACACACUAAUGAUUUGUCAAAACUAUUUAAUGUCACAUCCAGUGUACAUUUAUAUAAAAGUCUUCCAUUUAAAAUUAUGCCAUCUUUACCCAAAUUCAUGCCCCCCAAAAUACACAAAGAAGAACUUCUUAAACUAUUUGGAGUCUUAUCAUCAAGUUCUUUAGCUUCAGAUAAACAUGGCUACAGUAUGAAGACAACACAGAAAUCACCAGAAGCUGGACCCUCUCUUCUAGUCAAACAGCUGCUUGAUGAACCAGAGACUGUCACCACCAUACACACUGGAUAUAGAGUAUACAAUGUGGCCUGUCAGAGUGAUGAAGAAAUCUGGACAAUUAAGGACAACACCAUGAAACUCUACAGCAUCAAUCAGGAAUCACUACUCAAGUCAAUCACAACCAAGUCAGGGAACAUACCAAAUGGCAUAGUAGUGACAAAAAGUGGAAAUUUAGUUUAUACUGAUACCAGGGAUAGAACUGUGAAUAUUGUGAAGAAUGAGAAGAUAGAGGAGGUGAUCAGACUACAGAACUGGAACCAACCAUUCAGUCCACAAGGAAUCACCACAGACAGUGAGAGUCAUAUUCUUACAGCUGAUUAUUACAAUGAGUGUGUCCACAUCAUAGACAAGGAUGGACAGUUCCUUCGUUACAUAGACUGUGGACUGAGUUAUCCCGGGGGACUGUGUAUAGAUACAAAUGAUAAUCUUUUUGUGACUCAAAAUGGAAACAUAAAAGUGAAGAAAGUCAAAUAUCUGCAGGGAGAAGUAUAA